AUGCAUGCCACCAAACGAAAGUUCAACGCCCUGAUCCAGGGCAUCGGCACCAAAUCGCCUCAGUCAACCGCCGAUAGACCCUUCACUCCCGACGGCGGUUCGCCUUUGGCACGAACGAACACAUCCCAUUCCGCCUCGUGCGUACCGCAACCUUCCGCAGAUAUGGCCUCGACACCCACACCAACGACACCAAACGCGACGGGGGCCGUCACAGUACCCGCCACAGAACCCCCGCGCUCUUCGAUAUCAGCAGAUUUCUUGGCCAAGCGCCGCCGCAUGGGUGCACUGGGCUCAGUCACGGGAAACGAGAGCGCCCCCAGCAAGAUGACCAUUACGAACAUCACGCUGAAGAAGUGGACACAGAGCGGAAAGGAGAGCAAAAGCCCGGCUGCCAGUACCCCGACACCACAACCCCCCAAAUACUGUCCCGGCGACCGUGACCAGCUCAUUCGCAGGCUGGGUACCUUCCAAGAGCUUACCCAGUGGACCCCAAAGCCCGACAAGGUCAACGAGAUAGAGUGGGCCAAAAGGGGCUGGGUGUGCCAAGCCAAGGAUACAGUCCAGUGCACGCUUUGUCAUAAAGAGUUGGUGGUGAAAACAAGCAAAAGGGAAGUCGAUGGGAAGCAGGUCUCGAUCCUCGUGGGCUCCGAUUUCGAAGAGGCACUAGUCAACAAGUUCGCAGAGUUGAUAGUCGAGGCCCACGACGACGACUGCCUGUGGAGGAAACGGGGUUGUGAUGAUUCGUUACUACGGCUUCAAAUCACAAGCGCGCAGACAGCUCUGCCUGCCUUACGACAACGUUAUGACGAGCUGUGUUCAAGGCCAUCCUUUUUGCCUUACACAUUCAAUCUUCGACUUCCAGAAUCGCUCCCUUUAGAAACCGUAAAAGCACAGUUACCUCCCAACUUCUUUACCAACCCGCCGCCUCCUUCGACCAUCACCCGCAAAGAACCGAACGAUGUAGCAUUGGCACUGGCACUUACAGGCUGGGGAGGUCUGACAAACCCCAAGAUUGGCCCGGUACCCAACUCUGCUUCCUGUGCGACAUGUCUCAGAAGGCUUGGCCUUUGGAUGUUCAAGAGCAAGGAGGUCAACCAAGACACCGGCGAGAUCCUGGUACCUGCACCGAUGGACCACCUCGACCCUGUUCGUGAGCAUCGCUUCUUCUGCCCUUGGCGGAACCCAGAAGCCCAGCGGAACCCGGGAAGCAAAGCUACCGAGCCGAACAAGGCAACAUGGGAGAUCUUGGCGCUGACCAUUAAAAAUGCCGCUUAUCUGAGGGGCGAUACCCCUAGAAAGGACAAGACACCCGGCCAUGGAAGGAGUAAGAGCACUAUCGUACCAGGCACGCUACGCACACCGACCAAGGGUCAUGCGCCGACUGCGAGUGAGGGUGCGAUAGUCUCGCCUCUCUCCAUGAUAGAGCCGGACACGGUGGAAGACGACGAAGAAGACGAGAAGGUGAGGGACGCAAAGGAUAAGGAGAGAUGGGCGAGGUUGAGGAGGGUGAAGAGCUUGUUUAAUACUAAGGGUGGCCGGAGGAGUCGGCCGGGGACGGCCAAGAGUACGGCAACGACAGGGGAAGGUGGAAAGGAAUAA
Molecule: messenger RNA, 1599 nt
Organism: Truncatella angustata
Lineage: Eukaryota; Fungi; Ascomycota; Sordariomycetes; Amphisphaeriales; Sporocadaceae
Product: C3HC zinc finger-like-domain-containing protein
Exons: 2
Coding region: 1-1599 (532 amino acids)
Cellular component (GO): nucleus
Molecular function (GO): zinc ion binding
Source: RefSeq, a predicted model, not a curated record